UACUUUCCUUUCCUGCUUGUAUCUUUCAGUAUUUAAACCAGAGGAGCUGCGGCAGACUUUGAUGCCGACGCUGGAGUCCCUUUACAGGCAGGAUCCCGAAUCUCUGCCGUUCCGACAGCCCGUAGACCCCAUGCUGCUGGGUAUUCCUGACUACUUUGACAUCGUGAAGAAUCCGAUAGACCUAUCUACCAUCAAGCGCAAGCUUGACACGGGGCAGUACCAAGAGCCCUGGCAGUAUGUGGAUGAUGUGUGGCUGAUGUUCAACAACGCCUGGCUCUACAACCGAAAGACGUCCCGGGUCUACAAGUACUGCUCCAAGCUGGCGGAAGUGUUCGAGUCGGAGAUCGACCCGGUCAUGCAGAGCUUGGGCUACUGCUGCGGGAGGAAGGUUUGUUAGGGAGACUCAGCUUUUUCAUGUUGGAUUGAACAUCUCGUUGAUUUUGUAAUAUAAUUCUAACUUUCAACACCAUUUUUUAAAGGCCUGCUCUAAGAGUGCUUUAACCUGUUCUUGUAGCAUUUUUCUGAUGAUGGAUUAUCAA
Molecule: messenger RNA, 539 nt
Organism: Oryzias melastigma (Indian medaka)
Lineage: Eukaryota; Metazoa; Chordata; Actinopteri; Beloniformes; Adrianichthyidae
Product: histone lysine acetyltransferase CREBBP-like
Exons: 2
Coding region: 62-397 (111 amino acids)
Biological process (GO): regulation of DNA-templated transcription; chromatin remodeling
Cellular component (GO): chromatin; nucleus
Source: RefSeq, a predicted model, not a curated record